UUCUAAUUUCAUAAUAAAUAUAUUUUCACAAUAUUGACUUGAAUUAUUUCAUUUUGUCGAAUCAGAUUCCAUAACAAUAUGAUUUUAAAUUUAUUUGCACUGAACAAGUCAUGGGUCAGGAGGUUCAAAGCAAAAAGAGUAAACCAGGGUCGAAUAGAGGAAGCGAUAAGCGUAAACAACUACUAAAGACCCUAGGAGGUCACACUGGGGGUAUCAACUGUAUGGAUAUAUCAGCAAGUGGUAGUUAUCUUCUCACCGGAUCCGACGACAGAACUGCGAGAAUUUGGGAUUUAGUAACCUACGAAAACAAGGUUGUUCUAGAGGGGCAUUCCGGAUAUAUUAGCUGCUGCAAAAUAUGGAAAGACAGAUUUGCGCUAACUGGAAGCGUGGAUAAAACAAUCCGAAAGUGGAAUGUGUUUUCUGGUAACUGCGUUUUAAAGAUGGAAAUGCACAGGGGAAUAGUCAACACAUUGCUACCAUUUGGUAUCUAUCUCCUCAGUGCGUCAUACGAUCGCACCGUUAUAUGCUGGAACGUUGACACUGGGCAAGCGGCUCGUGUUUUACGCGGACACAAACAAAGCAUCCUACCAAUGCUAUACGUAAAAACUGCAGAGCACAACCCCAUGGGUGCCGAAGACAUCGAUCGAAACAAGGAUGCUCUCAUUACUGGUUCAAUGGAUUGUACUGCCAAGAUUUGGAGUAUUCAUUCAGGUACUAGUCUUCGAACUUUCCGUGGUCACAAAGGAGCAAUACUUUGUUUAUCUAUGGACAGAGACAAAAAAUAUCUCUACACAGGGUCAACAGAUUUUUCAAUUAAAAAGUGGAAUUUAGCGAGUGGGACAUUACUAAAAAGCUUCAAAGGUCACGAAGGAUCGGUUAUAUGUCUAGAAAUGAAUCAAAAAUUGUUAUAUAGCGCAAGUGUAGACAGCACCGCUAGAUGCUGGGUAGCAGAAUUUGGAGACACGACACGAAAAUAUUCUGGACAUGAACAUAUGAUCUCGGACAUGAAAUAUCACAAAGGAUUAUUGAUCACAAGCUCUGGCGACAAUACAGUUCGAGUUUUUGACGCGAAAUCAGGAUCUCUGAAAAGAACAUUUAAAGGCCAUAAAUAUGCAGUGAAUUGCAUCAUGGCUGUCGACAGCAUGAUUUUUAGCGCCUCCUACGACGGUACAAUACGAAUAUGGAAUAUCCGAGAUUUAAUUCGAGAAAAACUGUCUGUCGAUGAAUCUUGUUCUUCACUGGCUUCCUCUGAGCCUUCAGUGAUAGAGGGGAGAGCAACUGGGAGUGACGUAUCUAUAAGAAAUGGUCGAACAGUGUAUAACACAAAACAAACAAGGGAAGACCACGAUAAUGAAUCAAUACCCAUGUCAACUUUCAAAAUAGAAAAAGAAGAAUCACGUCAUCGUACUGAAAAUGGUAAUUUUAGUAGACAAAAAAGAAAAGGAACCAAAACCUCGAAUAAAAUUGCACCAAUGGGAACGCGAAACAAUAACAACAAUAAUGGUAUCCAAUGCCCAUCAACUGAUAACUUAUUAGAUGAGAAUGAUCUUGUCGGGAACAUAAUGGAUAAUUCUGCCAUUGAGACUGCAAAUGAACAAAUUAGCCAUAGUAACUCUACAGCGUCAUAUCAUGAUGCAAAGGAAGUUUGGGAAGAAUCUGUUUCUGUUAAGUCGGGCUCAAACAGAAUUGAAUCAAGUAAUAAAGGAAGAUCACCCAAAAUAUUGUCUCAAUUAUCUAGAAGUUCAACAAAAGCAUCGCUAUUUUCAACACCUGAUAACGCUACAAGGAACAGUUCAUAUAUUAAGGAAAGCGAUAUUCAAUUACAUUCUGCAUCUACGUUCCGAACAAACAGCAUCUCCAUUUCCUUACCAUCGUCGAGCGAUUCCUCGAGAGCGCCAACCUCAAAGAAUGCACAUGAUAGAGAAUCUUCUGAUGUCAGUAGGAAGCGAGUAAAAACGGAGGAGUCAGAAUCACCGAAAAACGUGAGCGUGAAUGAAAAGACACCAUCUCGAAUGUCAUCUGCUGAUUUAGCGCUAGUCGACGAAGAAAUGAGAAUGAUUGCUGUAGAAACUGACUCCACGUCAACGGGUUACCACAGCGAUAAAAGCUCGCCACAAUCACCAAAUCAAAUCGAUAAAAAGCAGCAGUUACCUUUAACUGGUAAACGGAGUGUCCUGAAAAGUCGAUUAAAAUCUAGUAUUCCAAGCCCUGUGCAAGAAAGGUCCGCACCCAAGCGUUCGAAUGCUGGCAAACCCUCCUUAUGGGCUCCGUGCUCUAAUAGCACAGAGAGCAAUAAUAACACCAAAUCGAGAAAAUUUCCGAGAAGUGUCGGGUCACGACGAUCUAACAAUAGUAUUAGGUCUUCUAAAACUCCACUCACUCCAAAAGAAAGAGAACGUCUGGAAAAUGAAAUAUUGGAAAUGUCAUGAGUUUGUUUUUAGUUUUUAAAUUUCACAAAAAAUAGACAAUGAGAUUUGUUGACGGCAUGUUUGAAACAAAUUAUGUAAAAAGUUUCAAUAAACCAUGCAUAUGCAUAGCGAGAAAAUUGCAAGCUUUAAUGAUACAUAAAUGUAAUUUCAUCGAUGCGAAGAAGUGAAUUCAAUUGCCGAUGUACGCCAGGCUUUCAGUUUUAUUUUUUAAUUUCUUAUUUGUUUGAAAAUCAUAUUUUGUGGCACUGUGAAACUUAUAUCGAAAUCUUUUGGUGGAUAUUAUUUGAAUUACUUUCUGACUUAAUAGCAUAUCAUUGCAUGAUUUAUUUAGUGAUGUAUAGAGGAUUUUCGCUUGUGUUUUAACGAAGAGGCAUUUAAAACUUAGCUUUAGCUACUGUUCGUAGCUAUAAUAUGUUUUUAUUCCUUGCCAAAUAAUAAUUCUGUUGGGAGGGUAUAUUUAAUUUAUUUAUUUUCUUAUUUACUUGAGUUUUGUAUUUUUCUUCUUUGCCCAAAAGAAUCAAACUAUACAUUCA
Messenger RNA from Styela clava, 2962 nucleotides. RefSeq lists its product as uncharacterized. The record is from RefSeq and is a predicted model, not a curated record. Gene Ontology annotation, molecular function: protein binding. Lineage: Eukaryota; Metazoa; Chordata; Ascidiacea; Stolidobranchia; Styelidae.